AUGGUGGACACAUAUAGCACUGAUCUUCCUCCCGGUUUCCGAUUCCAUCCCACUGAUGAAGAGCUGAUCAUGUUCUAUCUCAAAAACCAGGCAACGUCAAGAACCUGCCCGGUUUCAAUAAUCCCCGAAGUCGAUAUCUACAAAUUUGAUCCAUGGGAAUUGCCUGAGAAAGCAGGAUUUGGAGAGAGUGAGUGGUACUUCUUCACCCCUCGAGAUAGGAAGUAUCCGAACGGGAUACGCCCGAAUCGGGCAGCUGUUUCAGGAUACUGGAAGGCUACAGGAACAGACAAAGUGAUCUAUAGCAGAUCAAAAUUUGUGGGUGUGAAGAAGGCUCUUGUUUUCUACAAGGGGAAGCCGCCGAAGGGCAUCAAGACUGAUUGGAUCAUGCACGAAUAUAGACUAGGCGAAUCAAGGCCACAUCCAAGCAUGCAGAAUGGCUCCAUGAGGAUGGAUGAUUGGGUUCUAUGUCGGAUCUACAAGAAAAAGAAUCUCACGAAGCCUCCUGAGCAAAGAGUUGAAGACUCGUUUAUUCAGCCUACAAUCACCAAUGAUGUUAUAGAUCCACAGAUACACAAGUUCCCCAGAACUUGUUCUCUAACUCAUUUAUGGGAGUAUGAAUACAUGACCUCGAUCUCCCAGCUCCCGGAUGAAAAUACAUACAAUGUGCCCUUUAACAAUCAAGAAUCGAUAGUCGAAAACCGGGACCAAAAGUAUCAGCCAGGGCAAGUUCAGUUACCUUACACGGGCGCCGUGAAACUCCAAGUCCAUGAGUCGAUUUUUGUGAAUCCAGUGUCACAAUUGCAGUAAUCAAGAACAACAUUGUAUUAAGGGACUAAGUUCACAGCAGGUGUACAGAGAAUGCUGGCUAAAAAAGUGGUUUUCAACAGAGCAACAUAUUUCUAAUCCAGUGGUGUUGGGCCAUAGAUAAAUUUAUGACUGCUUUCAGAUUUGUAUUAUAAUUUUGGUGAUAUAAAGAUUUUCACAUAAGUAUUAAGUACAAA
Molecule: messenger RNA, 1001 nt
Organism: Salvia splendens (bonfire salvia)
Lineage: Eukaryota; Viridiplantae; Streptophyta; Magnoliopsida; Lamiales; Lamiaceae
Product: NAC domain-containing protein 2
Exons: 3
Coding region: 1-807 (268 amino acids)
Biological process (GO): regulation of DNA-templated transcription
Molecular function (GO): DNA binding
Source: RefSeq, a predicted model, not a curated record